CUUACUCCCUGCACCAGUUAGGAUGGCGGCUGUAUCCAUGGCGGCUUCUCGCGGAAUUCGCGACCUUCUAACCGGGCGACUGAUAGCCUCCUCGCACCAGGGCUUCAAUCUUAGCUUUCGCCCCCUUGGAUCCUCUGCGCAAGACCAGGCUUCCAGAACAGACCUCAGUGAAGCUCCAGACCACAGCUAUGAGUCUCUUCGAGUGACACCUGCUCAGAAGCACAUUCUGCAUGUGCAGCUCAACCGACCGGAAAAAAGGAAUGCGAUGAACAAGGUCUUCUGGAGGGAGAUGGUGGAGUGCUUCAGCAAGAUAGCUAAAGACACCGACUGUCGGGCUGUGGUGAUCUCUGGUGCAGGAAAAGUGUUCACUGCAGGUAUUGACCUCAUGGACUUGGCUUCGGACCUCCUGCAGCCCCAAGGAGAUGAUCCUGCCCGCAUCAGCUGGUACCUGCGUAACCUCAUCACCCAGUAUCAGGAGACCUUCAGUGUCAUUGAGAAGUGCCCCAAGCCCGUGAUUGCCGCCAUCCAAGGGGGCUGCAUUGGAGGAGGUGUGGACCUUGUCACUGCCUGUGACAUCCGCUACUGUGCCCAGGAUGCUUUCUUCCAGGUGAAGGAGGUGGAUGUGGGUUUGGCUGCUGAUGUGGGAACUCUGCAGCGACUGCCCAAGGUCAUCGGGAGCCAGAGCCUGGUCAACGAGCUGGCCUUCACCGCCCGCAAGAUGAUGGCUGACGAGGCCCUAAGCAGUGGGCUGGUCAGCCGGGUGUUUCCAGACAAGGAGGUCAUGCUCGAUGCGGCCUUUGCCCUAGCGGCAGAGAUUUCUAGCAAGAGCCCAGUGGCAGUGCAGAGCACUAAAGUCAACCUGCUCUACUCCCGGGACCAUUCCGUAGUUGAGAGCCUCAACUAUAUGGCGACCUGGAACAUGAGCAUGCUGCAGACCCAGGACCUUGUGAAGUCUGUGCAGGCAAUGAUGGAGAAGAAGGAACUGAAAAGCGUCAACUUCUCCAAGCUUUGAGAGUCCGCUAGUUCCGGGCUUUGGCUCUGAGUCUGGCCAAGGCCCGCCUCACCCCUGCGUUGUCAUCUGACGGAGGGAGAUUGGCGAAGUUGUCGUUUCAGUGCCUUCACUUCUAGUCUCACAGUUUGUAAUCUUACGACCUUGAUUUCAUGCACAGUAUCUGGGUUUUGAGCACACUUAUAACUUAGAUUCAGAUUCAAACUGUACAAAAGCAAUUCAUAUAACUGUGUAAAAUAGGUGUACCCCCGGAAUAUUCUGAAAUUUAAAAAAAGAUACAUAUCUAGCCAGGCGCUGUGGCGGGCGCCUGUAGUCCCAGCUACUCGGGAGGCUGAGGCAGGAGAAUCGCCUAAGCCCAGGAGUUGGAGGUUGCUGUGAGCUGUGUGAGGCCACGGCACUCUACCGAGGGCCAUAAAGUGAGACUCUGUCUCUACAAAAAAAAAAAAAAAGAUACGUAUCAUUUUUGCUGUGUCAAAAUAUACCCAAGGAACUCAUAUAAUCGUUUUAUUUUAUUUUCAAACUUCUAAACAGUAUUAAGUGCCAUUAAAUAUAAUAGUGUCAAUUAAAUGUAAUAAUGUCAAUUUCAUCUUUAAAAAAAAAAAAAGAAUGAUUUCCACAAGCCCAGGGCCUUAUCUUCACCUUAUGAACAAUAAAGCAAUGUA
Nycticebus coucang (slow loris) is the source of this 1671-nucleotide messenger RNA. RefSeq names its product enoyl-CoA hydratase 1 (gene ECH1). Gene Ontology annotation, molecular function: delta(3,5)-delta(2,4)-dienoyl-CoA isomerase activity. The record is from RefSeq and is a predicted model, not a curated record. Gene Ontology annotation, cellular component: mitochondrion. Lineage: Eukaryota; Metazoa; Chordata; Mammalia; Primates; Lorisidae. The coding region runs from base 23 to 1012 and encodes 329 amino acids. The transcript is spliced from 10 exons.